This is a messenger RNA of Pocillopora damicornis (cauliflower coral), 2338 nucleotides long. Its product is annotated as regulator of MON1-CCZ1 complex. Gene Ontology annotation, cellular component: late endosome membrane; Mon1-Ccz1 complex; lysosomal membrane. The record is from RefSeq and is a predicted model, not a curated record. Gene Ontology annotation, biological process: regulation of autophagy. NCBI's taxonomy places the organism in Eukaryota, Metazoa, Cnidaria, Anthozoa, Scleractinia, Pocilloporidae.
UCAAAAUGGCGGAAAGCGGAGCUCACUUGGCAGGGUUAAGAAUUUGAAACUCAUGCACUUCUGCGCUCUCUUUUCACUCUCUCUUACCAUAAAAUAGACGUGUUUAUACAUACUUUAUUUCGGUGCGGAAUGUUUGAGGUAUUGGCCAAAGUAUUAAAGCUGAGAUGAUCACAAAGUAACAGCUCUAAAGAAAUAUCCGUCGAAGGAGUGAGGAAGUAACUAGGAUGUCUGGCCACUAUGUUCAGCUUUGUCCAAAUCCUCUCCGGUUUGAGCCUGUCACCAAAGAAAACAGUGUAUUUUUUGACGAAGCAAACCGGCAGGUCUUCUCUGUUACCUCUGUGGAUGGAAAAACCCGUGUUGUAGUCAGAGGUCCUGAUCUGAAGUCUUUUGUCAUCUUCGACAUACCAACAAUGGGAUACGUGCAGUCCAUUAAAUUCUCUUAUGACCGCAAGAUAUUAGCAAUCCAGAGAUCUAUAAAAGUCGUGGAGUUCAUUAACUUUGCUGAUGGAAUUGAUAGCCAGCAGUAUAGCCAGACAUGUAAGAGCAAGUCUGCCCAUGUUAUUGGUUUCAACUGGACAAAUUUGAAUGAAAUUGUCUUUAUUACAAACCAAGGUCUAGAAUUUUAUCAGGUAUUACCAGAAAAGCGUAGCCUAAAGAUGAUUAAGAACUACAGUGUGCAAGUCAACUGGUUUGUCUUCCUGCCUGAGAGUGCUGUUCUUCUGUUGUCUUCCUCGGGCCUUGGAAAUGUUAUUCAUCCAUAUCACUUUAGGGCAGGGUCUGUCAUGAGGUUACCAAAGUUUGAGGUAGAUAUCCCUGCGGCCUCCAAAGCUCAGAAAGUUCAACUGUUGGAAAGGGAUGUCACUCUUGCAAACAUAGAUGGCCAGCUCUAUGUGGUAAUUCUCAGAAACCAGCAGAGAAGUCAAACCACAGGACCAGUUGGUGCAGAGAUUGUUCUGUACCAGCUACAGCGAGAUAUCCCAGCCAAGAAGGUAGCUGUUCUUCAACUGAACAUGAUUGGAAGAUUUGCAGUCAAUGUUGUGGAUAACCUUGUUAUUGUCCAUCAUCAAGCUUCAAAGACAUCUAUGUUGUUUGAUAUUCGACUUGGGGGAGAUUUUGAUGGACAGAUCACAUACUUUCAACCAGUACUAGCACCUCUGCCACUUGAACAAGCAGUUUUUGAAGCAGAAGAGAAAGAUUCUACUGGUGCAGUUAAAAAGAAGAGGGUACUUUGUGAAAUGUACUCUCAAAACUGGAUUGUGUUUCAACCAAACAUCAUCAUAGAUGCUAAACUUGGUUGUUUGUGGGAGGUUAUGAUAAAGCUGGAGCCCUUGGUUGCCAUGAUUGGUGACAAGGGCUUGUUGAUUGACUUCCUACUUCUAAGGAAAGAAAGCAAAAUGGUCAUUUUAACAGUUUUCAAACAAGCCUUAACUCCAGGGAGACAGAGCAGCCUUCCAGUCAUAGCUCGCAUGUUUGACAGGGUGAACUUGGCUUACAGAAGUUAUGCACUGGAAGCUGAACAAAAUGCACAACAGUCAAGUGAUGCCUCCAAGGGUCAGUCUCCCCAAAAACAAGUCUCUAGGUGCCAGACAGUUGUCAGUCAAGAAGACAUGUAUUCCCAUGUGCUUUCUACAUUUGUGGAGAGUAAGAAAGUAAAGUAUAAAUUCAUGGUUGCUGUGUUGGUGGAGUAUAUUCGAUCUCUGAAUCAGUUUGAGAUUGAGGUAGAGCACUAUCUUUAUGAGCUGAUCAUAAAUCUUCUGGUACACAACAAGCGUUUCUACCAACUGCAUCAGUUCCUGCAAUACCAUGUCAUCAGUGACUCUAAACCUCUGGCGUGUCUCAUGUUGUCCCUGGAGAGUACCUACCCUCCCACAUACCAACUGGCCUUGGAUAUGCUGAAGAGACUUAACACAGCUAAUGAAGAAAUCAUUGAGGUUCUUCUCUCAAAACGUCAGCUGUUGCCUGCCUUGCGCUAUGUGCGUGCUAUAGGUGCAGAAGACUCUAUAUCACCCCGAAAGUUCUUAGAGGUUGCUUCAAAUCCUGAGGAUUCCAUGCUUUUCUACACUGUAUACAAGUUUUUUGAACAACGUAACAUGCGGCUUCGUGGAAGCCCUGACUUUGCUCCAGGGGAACACUGUGAUAUGUAUGUUAAGAGAUUUGAGAGCCGUUUUGGGUCAAAUCGGAAUGCACAAUUAAGCAGUAAUGGAGGAAUCAACUGAAGAAGGUGGCAGCAAUGUAAGAGACAAGCAUUAAAUGAGAUGAAGUGUGCAGAGUAAAGCCAAAGAUAGAACAAGUUUCCUGUGCAUCAAUGUCCCCAGUGUGAGUUUAAUGGCUUGGAAGA